Staurois parvus is the source of this 387-nucleotide messenger RNA. The record is from the annotation of a GenBank genome assembly. NCBI's taxonomy places the organism in Eukaryota, Metazoa, Chordata, Amphibia, Anura, Ranidae.
AUGGGGAAGAAAAAAGCUCUCUCUCUGCUGCCGAAAAUAUGAAAUAGUUCAAUGCCUUGGACGAGGUAUGAGAACGUUAGAUAUUUCACAAAAACUUAAGCGUGAUCAUUGCACUAUUAAGAGAUUUGUGGCUGAUUCAGAGCACAGACGGGUUUGUGCAGAUAAAGGCACAUUGAGGAAGAUUUCUGCCAGAUCCAUGCAUCGGAUCAAGAGAGCAGCUGCUAAAAAUACCAUUACAUAGCAGCAAACAGAUAUUUGAAACUGCUGCUGCCUCUGGAUGCAACCCUGGAUGGUCCAGAUGGAUAGAGUAGUGGAUGGUUGGUGGACGGCCACCCUGUUCCAACAAGGCUGCAACGUCAGCAAGGCAGUGGUGGAUUCAUGUUUUGG